Lotus japonicus is the source of this 1417-nucleotide messenger RNA. RefSeq lists its product as uncharacterized. The coding region runs from base 380 to 1411 and encodes 343 amino acids. The record is from RefSeq and is a predicted model, not a curated record. The transcript has 3 exons. Lineage: Eukaryota; Viridiplantae; Streptophyta; Magnoliopsida; Fabales; Fabaceae.
CCAUUAUUUUUUUAAUUAAGAAUUAAAAUAAGUCAUUUUAACCUUGACUCCCAUUGUUUUACAUGACCAUCACACUUCCCUCUUCACAAUCACAUACAUACACUGCAGUCAUUUGCAGCUGCACAAAAGCCAAAUGACACUGGUGACUGCACAAUUUGUCUUCUCUUCCCCCUCACCCACCAUUUCUUAUUAACAAUUUCAAACCCAGAAUCUCUCUUUCUCUGCAUCUUUCUCUUCCUUCUCCUUUUUCUGCAAACUGUAGCUUUUACUUUCAAGUCUACAUCUUUGUCUUGCCCACUCUAGAAAAGAGUAAAAAGAGCAAAACACAAAGGUAACAUCGCACUAUUUGUGGCCUCCAUUUUCCAAACCCUCCUCAAUCAUGCCAUCAGGUGCUAAGAAGAGGAAAGCUGCCAAGAAAAAGAAGGAAAAGGGAACCAAUACCACCCCAUCAACCAACAACCCUCAAGGAGAUAAUGAGUUGAAGUCCCAAUCUCAAGAUGAGAGAGGAAGUGAUGGCGGCGAGGGUGGUUCGCCCGCGUAUCGCGAUAGUGAGCAUGCAUUCGGUGGAAGGAAUGAAGAUGUGGUGGAAAGUGAUCCACCAGCUGCUCAGCCUUCUGCUGCUGUUGCCAAUGACAUUAAGAUUGAUGAUGAAGAAAGAGGUGGUAAGGAUUUGAUAGCUGAGAAGAGUGAUGAGGGCAAAGAUGUAAGUGUUGACAAUGUUGAAUCUGCUAAAGGAGUAAAGGAUUUCAAAGCUGAGGAGAGCAAUGAUGCAAGUGUUGUCCACAUUGAGUCUGCAAAGAAAUCAGAUUAUGUGAAUGGGAGCUCUGGUGGGAUUUCACAUGAUGAACCCUUCACUUUCACUACGAAGAGCUCAAAGGAUGAGCCCUAUAAUUCUGUAAAACCGACAGUUGCUUUUGAUGAGUUGGUUAAAUCCAUUGAUUCUUCGCAUGCCAAGAUGGCGUUGAUUGCUCAAAAUGCUCCGGUCGAGGAGACUGUUAAUGCAGUUGUGGAAUCUUCUGCUGGUUCUUUUGAAGCGGUGAGCUCUGCAUCUGUGCUGAAAAGAGAUACUGGAAAUGCUUUAGUAGAGAAAUCAGUGGGCUCUCAAGUAGGUUCAACUGAUAUUGCCGGGAAGAGCAACGAGGAUAAAGUAUAUCCAUUUUCUGAUGAGGAUGCUAGAGCAUCAAGUUUGGAGGAACCUAGGCCAAAGAAAUUUGACCUUAAAGUAUCAGCAUCAGUAUCUCAUGGUCGUAACCCUGAAUCUACCAAUGGUGCAGAACAUGCUAAAGAUUCUGAGACUCCAGAAUGCUCUGAAAAUCAGCCUCUAGUAGCAUCAGCUCCACACAUGGUGCAAAAAACCUCAUGGUUGAGUUGCUGUGGACUGUUUGAAGUUCUAUCAGGCUCCAGCAGAUAAUUUCAG